CCCAGGGUGAGCUGGCAUAAAUGUGCCAGGAAGUACUCGACAUAGCAGGCUAAGCUAACGGCUAACAGAGCAGCCAGCGGUCCGUUUGUUUCCUCUCUGAUUCCCGGUUCUGGUCCCGGUUCUGUGCUGUAAGGAGUCCAGAUGAGUCUCCAGUGGACGGCCGUGGCCACCUUCCUCUACGCCGAGGUCUUCCUCGUCCUGCUGCUCUGCAUCCCCUUCGUCUCACCCAAGAGGUGGAGUCGGAUCUUCAAGUCCCGGCUGGUGCAGACGGUGGCUCUCUAUGGAAACACCUGGUUCAUGGUGGCCAUCGCCAUCCUCGUCUUCCUCCUCAUCGAUGCGUUCCGUGAGGUGAGGAAGUACAGCCUGACGGACAAGGUGGACGUGACCAACAACCCGACGGCCAUCGAACACAUCCACAUGAAACUGUUCAGAGCGCAGAGGAACGAGUACAUCGCCGGCUUCGCCCUGCUGCUCUGCCUGCUGCUGCGGCGCCUCGCCACGCUGCUGUCACAGCAGGCCACCCUCAUGGCGUCCAACGAGGCGUUCAAGAAGCAGGCGGAGGGCGCCAGCACCGCGGCGCAGAACUUCAUGGAGGAGAACGAGGCGCUGCAGGAGAAACUGCGUGAGGCUGGAAUCGAGCUUCCAGAAGCCGGAAAGAAAGGAGCGGGAAUCCAGGAGGAGAACAAGGCUCUGAAGGAGGAGCUGAAAACCCUGAAGGAGCAGCUGCAGGACACCAAGAAAGCUCUGCAGCAAUCAGACAGCGACGUGAAGGCGAUGAAGAAACAGGCUAAGAACCUGACGGUGGAGUACGACCGGCUGCUGCAGGAGCACAGCGAGCUGCAGGCGAGCAGCGACAAGAAGUCCGACUGACGAUUCGGCUCCAGCCUGUCGUCUUCAUCGCCAUCAGACGUUUGCAGCUUCGACCUCUUCAUCCUGCUCUGAUGUCAGUGGCCAUGCUGUGCAGUGAUUGGCUGAUCCCACUGUCUGUUUACGUCUCUACCUGAGAGCUUUCUGUUUUUCCUUUUGUUUGUAACCAACGUGAAGCUGCUGACCUCUGACCUCUGAGGACAAACGUGACUCCAGAUUAUGUUUCCUGCAGGAAAAGCUUCAUUCCAAAAUAAAAGCAUCAGCCAUUACGUUUGAAGCAUUCUGCUUUAAGAUGAAAACGUCCUUCAGUCUGAAGCGGUUCCUUGGUUCUGUUGUGACUGUAUGGAGAAUCUGUCUCCAAACAGAACCAGGCUUGGUUCUGGUUCAGUUUGGGCCAAGGAACAUAACAGUUUUUCUAAUUCAUUGAUCAGAUUUUUGUUUUAAUGGUAGAAUGUAAUAAACUUGUUUCUGUUCUUCUUCA
Messenger RNA from Poecilia reticulata (guppy), 1348 nucleotides. It is a transcript of the gene bcap31, whose product is annotated as B cell receptor associated protein 31. Gene Ontology annotation, biological process: intracellular protein transport; endoplasmic reticulum to Golgi vesicle-mediated transport. Gene Ontology annotation, cellular component: endoplasmic reticulum; endoplasmic reticulum membrane. The record is from RefSeq and is a predicted model, not a curated record. Lineage: Eukaryota; Metazoa; Chordata; Actinopteri; Cyprinodontiformes; Poeciliidae.